AUGGGUCUGAUUGGCAAAGAAGAGAUCAGCAAAACAAGAAGAUAUACAUCUUCUCUUUGGAGAGGAGUGAAGACGAUCUUCGUUCUCUUCACUAUGUUCCUCUCUUUCAUCCUCUUCUCUGCUCCUAUCUUCCUCUCCGUCGCAGACGCCGUCCUCCCCUCCAUCAUCCUCUCCUCCUUCUCUUCUCUCCUUCGUCUUUCUCCGGCCACGGUUUCUUCUCAUCUCAGCAACUACGACUUCAGAUACUCCCUCAUCGAUAUUCCUCUCAUCUCCAUCAUUAGAUCUGCCAUUAUACUCUGCGUUUACGGGCUCUGUGACGGACCAAAGCUAUCAAGGGGACCAUAUCUGACAAUAACAAUGAUCUGCUCAGUAUGUUCAUUGAUCUAUGUAUCUUUUAAGGCAGCUGUUGUGUUUGGCGAGCCAGUGAUCGGAGGAAAGUUCAGAACCGAGGAAGUGGCUCUGUUUGUGUGUUCGUGGGUCUUAGCCAUCGGUCAUAUCGUUGUGGCGUAUAGAACAAGUUGUAGAGAGAGGAGAAAACUCUUAGUCUUCAAGAUCGACAUCGAAUCCGUUUCAGCUUGUAAGAAUGUGUUUCCCAGAUACCAAAAGAUACUCCUACAAGAGAGACUCAGAUAG
Eruca vesicaria subsp. sativa (arugula) is the source of this 633-nucleotide messenger RNA. The record is from the annotation of a GenBank genome assembly. NCBI's taxonomy places the organism in Eukaryota, Viridiplantae, Streptophyta, Magnoliopsida, Brassicales, Brassicaceae.